ACAGAGUGAGACUCUGUCUCAAAAAAAAAAAAAAAAAAAAGAAAAGAGGUUAUUUCUUUAACAUACAUAGAGCUCUUAGAAAGUCAGAGAAAAUAAUAACCUUAAAAUAAAAAUGGGCAAAAAUAUAUGAUCAGAGUUCACGUAUUUCAAAGAGUUCAUGAUCAUGUAGUUCAAAGAAAAUAAAUGAGUGUUGUCUGCCCUUUAAACAUUUGAUAUGUUCAACCUCAUUCAUAGUAAGAGAAAUACAAAUUAAAACCACAAUGACAUAUUGUUUUUCAUCUACCAGAAUGGCAAGUUCCAAAAGUUUGAGUAUGCUCUCUGUUAGGGAGACUAUGGGGAAAUAAACACACUCCUAUGUUGUUGGAGGGAAUGUCAAAUGGUACAACUUCUAUGGAGGGCAAUUUAGCAAUAUCAAAAUUACAAAUGUAGGAGGUGCCCGCGGUCUGAAGUCAGAAGAGGCAGGAAUCGCAGGUGCUUCCAGCUAUCAAGGCAGUGACUCUGCAUUGUCCACCCUCCUCUGCUCACUCCUGCCUACUGCCACCAGCAAGAGAUAUCAUGCCUAAGGAUCAGGAGAGUCCACAAUGCAGACAUGAUCAGCGCAUUCAGACCCAGAGUGAGACCCAGAGUGAGACCCUGGAAAUAGCCCAGGUGUCCAAGGCUGUGGAGGAGACCUCUCCCUCCUCCCCCAAUCCGCUCAUGCCAGGCAACCUGAAGGAGGCUCCUGCUGCUAAGAUGCUGAGCACUCCUGAGGGUCCUCAGGAUUCCUGCUCCUCUGCCAUUGCUGUCGCAGCCACCUCAUCAAGCAAACCUGAUGAGGGCUCCAGUAACGAAGAAGAGGAAAAAAGUCCAAGCACCUCACAGGCUACAGCAGCCCCCAAGAAUGCGCCCAUCGAUGCUGUUGAUGAGAAAGUGGCUCUUCUGGUCAAUUUCAUGCUGUUCAAAUAUCAAAUGAAAGAGCCAAUAACAAAGGCAGAGAUGUUGAAGAUUAUCAUGCCAGAUGAUGAAGAGCACUUCCUUGAGUUCCCUGAGCACCUCCCGAGAGCCUCUCUGCACAUGGAGGUAAUCUUCUGCCUUGAUGUGAAGGAAGUAGACCCCACCAGCCACCGCUAUGGCUUCUUCAUCAAGCUGGGCCUCACCUAUGAUGGGAUGCUGAGUGGUGAAAAGGGGGUGCCCAAGACCAGCCUCCUGAUCCUGAUCCUGGGAGCAAUCUUCAUGAGGGGCAACCGUGCCACUGAAGAGCAAGUCUGGGAAGUGCUCAGUGUGAUGCGGCUAUAUUCGGGGAGGAAGCACUUGGUCUUUGGAGAGCCCAGGGAGUUCAUCACCAAAGAGCUGGUGAAGGGAAAGUAUCUGGAGUAUCGCCAGGUGCCCAACAGUGAUCCUGCACAGUAUGAGUUCUUGUGGGGCCCAAGAGCCCAUGCUGAAACCAUGAAGAUGAAACUCCUGGAGUUUCUGGCCAAGGUUCAUGGGACUGACCCAAGUUCUUUCCCUUCUCAGUAUGAGGAGGCUCUACGAGAUGAAGCAGAGAGAGCUCAAGCGAGAGGUUCAGUUAGUGCUGGCUUUACUCCCACGGCCACUGCGAGUUCCAGUGCCAUGUCUGGCAGCUCCUCCCACACCUAGUGAAGUCAGGGAUAGAUUCUUCAUCCCUUUGAAGAGGGCAAUUAGUGUUCAAGGAACGCAGGCCCAGGGUGGAGCUGGAGGGAAUCAUCUAUGUGUUCCUAUUUGUAUGUGUAACUUUACAAGUUGUUCUUUUAUUUUUGAUGCGUGUGUUAUAUGAAUGUUACUUCUUUUAAUAGAGCAUCAAUUAUCUUCAAAAUCUUCGAGUUUCAAAUGAUUUUGAUCCCACAUCUAAUGCUGUUCAUGAGGUUCGAUAAUAAGAACUCCUCUUCUGUAAAACAUAGUGUAAAACCAUCCAUUUUAUUUUGUGAUCUGGUAUAAGAUAACAUGGCAUUUCUAUAGGCAUUUCCUCUGAAAGAUGGAGGAAUUCAGCUUUAGAAGAGUUGGGCUCAACAGUGAGAACUAGAAAAAAAAAAACAAAGAUCUCAAUUGUAUUCAGUUCUUGUCUUUUAUCUUUUUAGUCUUUUUUUCUGUAACAUUCAAUGAUAUUUGCAUCCAUUUGCUUAGCUCUUUCCAUAGUGUAUGAGAAAUAAAUCUUAAUAAAUUCUAAAAAAAAAAAUUACAAAUGUAUAUAUCCUUUUAUGCAACAAUUUCACUAGAAGUGAAAUUUAUCCUACAAAUAUACUUGUACACAUAUGAAAUGACAU
Messenger RNA from Lemur catta (Ring-tailed lemur), 2261 nucleotides. RefSeq names its product melanoma-associated antigen B16-like. Lineage: Eukaryota; Metazoa; Chordata; Mammalia; Primates; Lemuridae. The record is from RefSeq and is a predicted model, not a curated record. Gene Ontology annotation, cellular component: nucleus. Gene Ontology annotation, biological process: negative regulation of transcription by RNA polymerase II.